GAGUACUUAAUGAGCUCAGAUCUGCCGGUGGAGACAGACACUUUCACAGCCAGCAGCUGUGGCAACAGGGAGCGUAGUCAGGAGUGAGCUUCAACGUGCGGGUUGAGGUGCUACAUUGGUGCUUGCUCGUGAGUGCAGGAGAAAUGGGUCUCAGGAAGUUGCACUUCCUGGCCUUGUGCCUGAUGGUGAUGGCACUUGUUAGCAUUGUGUCUGCUGGAAAAGCUUACGAAAAGCCCAAGAAGCCUGCUUACCCAGCCCCGAAGUGUGGGCCAGCUGCUCACUUCGGCGCAGUAUGUGGGGCGUACGUGAAGAAAUCCUACUACAAAAGCUACUACCCAAGUUACCACUCUCUGUGCUGCAUUAUCAUGAGGAAGGAAUCUGCCGACUGUCUCUGCAAAGCUGCGAAGUCCAAGUUUAAAUUUUCGGUGGAUCUCAUGAAGGUGCAGCAAGUCGCCAGCAAGUGCGGCAAGAAGCAGGCUGUCAGCUGCCAAGCUCCUAAGCCAUACUACUACAAGUCGCCUCCUCCUCCCAAGUACUACUACAAGUCACCACCUCCCCCAGCAUACAAAUACAAGUCGCCUCCCCCUCCUGCAUACAAGUACAAGUCCCCACCGCCCCCAGCAUACAAGUACAAAUCCCCUCCACCACCAGCCUACAAGUACAGCUCUCCUCCCCCACCCGCAUACAAGUACAAAUCCCCUCCCCCACCAGCAUACAAGUACAGCUCUCCUCCCCCACCCGCAUACAAGUACAGCUCUCCUCCUCCCCCAGUUUACAAGUACAGCUCUCCACCACCUCCAGCUUACUAGGAGUUGAAUCUUGUUGUAUCACCUGCGAAUUGGUUUGGAGAUAUCUGCAUUCUAGCUUCGAACGGCGUACCGGGAGUUCAAGUUCUUUGGAUCAUCUGCGAAAACCAGAAGCCUGAAAUGACCUGUAUCCGCUGGAGAGAUGUGGUUUGUGGCGAGUCUUCAGAUCAGCUCGUAGAUUGUCCCGGCUCUGUAUGUAAUAAUAUGCGAUAGUUUUGAGGAAUUAUGUCUGGUCGUGUAGAAAUAUGGGUAGUAGUUUUGGCAGAUUGGCACACAACUGAUGGCCCUCUCUUGUAUUACUGCCCUGUGAGAAAAGGAUCCACGGCCGUUCCAUCAUGAGGAUUAUUACCUACUGUAUGCUACAAUAUGUCUCAAUAAAGACGUAACGACUUUCA
Molecule: messenger RNA, 1201 nt
Organism: Marchantia polymorpha subsp. ruderalis
Lineage: Eukaryota; Viridiplantae; Streptophyta; Marchantiopsida; Marchantiales; Marchantiaceae
Source: the annotation of a GenBank genome assembly